AUGGCCUCCCAACCCGAGAAAAAGGUCUUCAUUGUGACAGGCGGCGCAUCAGGCAUCGGCCUCGGUAUAACCCGCUACCUCAUCACCCAACAACACCCAACGCUCACCCCAACACACAUCGCCAUCUUCGACAUCAACGCCGAAACAGGCAACAGCGUCGUAUCAUCCUUACAACAAGAAUACAAAUCCACCUCCAGCGCAACAAUCUCAUUCCAUCAAUGCGACGUCUCGUCAUGGGAGAGUCAGGCUGCUGCUUUCAAAGAAGUGGCGCAGCAACAGGGGAGAGUGGAUUAUGUUGUUGCGAAUGCAGGCAUCACAGAAAAGGGAGAUUUGUUGGAGAAGGAGGCUGAGCCGUCAAAGCCAGUGUUGGCGACGUUGAAUGUUAAUUUGGUUGGUGUUGUAUACUCAACCAAACUCGCUGUCCACUAUAUCCGCAAGAACGGUUCAACCUCCUCGACGAAAGGAGGAAUCAUUUGCACAGCCUCAAAUGCUGGAAUCUAUCCAUUCCCCAUGGCUCCGAUGUAUGCUACGACGAAACACGGUGUAGUCGGACUUGUGCGCUCCCUUGCGCGGCCGUUGGCUUUGGAGGGUAUUCAGAUCAACGCUUUGGCGCCUGCUGUUAUUGAAACAAACAUCGCCUCAAGCCUCGAUCUAUUCAAAAACAUGAUCAUCACACCCAUGUCCACAGUGAUAAAAGCAGUAGAAAUACUGUUAACAUCAAGCCCCAGUCCUAACUCGACUUCCGCAAACGCAAAACCACUACCCGAAACGACUAUAUUAACAGGUAAAAUCGCCGAGUGUCAUGAAGGCAACGUCACAUUCGCCGAACAGCCGGCGUACGUGGAUGAGAAUACAGGGAAGAAUAUUGAGAUGUUUUGGAAUUUGGGAUAUGCUUGA
Messenger RNA from Talaromyces marneffei, 897 nucleotides. RefSeq lists its product as uncharacterized. The record is from RefSeq and is a predicted model, not a curated record. The coding region runs from base 1 to 897 and encodes 298 amino acids. NCBI's taxonomy places the organism in Eukaryota, Fungi, Ascomycota, Eurotiomycetes, Eurotiales, Trichocomaceae. The transcript has 4 exons. Gene Ontology annotation, cellular component: cytoplasm. Gene Ontology annotation, molecular function: oxidoreductase activity, acting on the CH-OH group of donors, NAD or NADP as acceptor.